Molecule: messenger RNA, 2961 nt
Organism: Cyanistes caeruleus (blue tit)
Lineage: Eukaryota; Metazoa; Chordata; Aves; Passeriformes; Paridae
Source: RefSeq, a predicted model, not a curated record
CCCUGCACCAAAUGAAGAAUUGAGAUUUUCCUUGUCACUCCUUUGUUGGUAAUGAUUUAAACAAACACUUUUUAUCAUCUUUUACAGUCGUGGUCAGAUGAAGUGAUAACAGAGCUUUUGCUUUCCUGGUUUUCUUUCUACAUGAGGUGGGCCCAAGGUGGGAUGGGCGGGAAAAGCAGUUUGGCAAGGCUUCUUUUUGGAUGUUUAGGGGAGGAACAUAAAGUGGGACAAGGGAGUGCUGAAGGUCAUUGGAAGAGGAACAGGCAAAGGCAAAGUUGAGGGGCAAAGUCCUGAAAAAGGCCUCUGUGACCAAGGGGUUCUCCAUGUCUCUCCAUGACAAGGGGUGGCCAUGCCUACCAGGCCUUUAUGACCCACGCUCGCAUCGUGCCCAAAUGCCAUUGUGACACGGAUGCCUGCGGUGACGUGGAGGAAUCUUACAGGGACAAAGCCCUCACGUUGUCACUCCCAGGAGAGCAGUGCUCUGAGGAGGCAGCAGCUCUCUCACGAGGCAGCAGCUUCUCUGGAGGAAGCAGCUCUCUGGGUGCCCUUGGCCAGUGUUCGUCAGAGCACUGCCAAGAUGUCAGAUAGGCAGGAGGUGAACGCCCAAUGCAAAUCCCGUGAGGGGCAGCCGUUGCUGUCCAAGCGGCAACAGGUGCCUCAGAGGCCGCCGCAGGCAGCAGCAGAGGUCACAUGGGUGACCAUCGUGCCCCUCCACGGGGACAGACAGGUCCAGAGACAGGACACCUCAUCCCGACCCACAGGACGGGGAUCACAGGAGGAAAUCCUGGAGGGCCGGUAUUUGCUGCCCCACAGCGGCACAGUCACACAGUCACCAAGAUUGUCUGUGUCAGACUUGCCGCCUCUCCAUGGCCCUCCAUUGCCAGUGACACCUCCAUGCCGAGAGCCAAAGCCAAGAGCAGCCUCGGCAAGGGUCAAGCUGCCCCCUCUGCCAGCAGCCCCAGCAGCCUCUGGGGCUUAUCCCAGAGGCAGAGCAUGGUCCAUGGGCCCUGUGGCCAGCAGCUACCGAGAGCUUGUGCCACCUUCUCUGUGGGGCACUGUGGCUGCUCACAGGGCCCAGGGAACACCUUCGCCAGACAGCUCAGCUGAAAGGCUCUGGCGAGGGUCAGCGGCAAGGCAGGGCCCAACAGGGACCCAGCCUGCCUGGAAACACUUGGGGCACAGCAAGACGGAGGAGCUUGCUGAGGUGCAGGAAGAGCACAGUGUCAAAUCAUCCCGAGACUUGUUUAGAGGCCUUGCCCUGUGCCUGUGUAAAGACACAUCUGUUGUGUCCAGCUGCAUACAGGAGCAGUCAAGUGUCCUCCAAGAGGUGGAUCCACAGCCCCAGGUGCUGGCCAGCACACUUAGCUUGACUGAAGGCUCCAUGGGAGAGAUGGGAAACUCCUCGGACCUUCUGUCCCCUGGCCCAGUUGCAGAGCUCUUCUCUGGCUCAGACAACUUGCAGCUCAAGGACACUUUGGUAAAGGAGCCAGAGGAGAUGUGGGAAGAGGAAGAGCUCCCAGACACAGAGACUUCAGGGGAUAGGGACAGCGACCCAUGGAGCAUGACACUUCCCCCAUUGAAAGUGAAAAAGGCAGAAGCAGCAGCUUCUGGGUGCCCUUGGCCAGUGAGAGAGCCCUGGGAUGAGGGACCCAGUGAUCUUUUCCCCACCUCAGAGCCUGAGGAAACCUCACGCUUCUCAGCUUCGCCUUCAUCUGAAGGCUACGGUGAGGAGAGGGGAAUUCAUCAGUCAGCAGAGCACAGCACCCACAGCAAGCUGCUGUGCACGAAGACUGAGGAUGUUUCGAAGCACCUUCUGCAUAUCGAGGCAGAGGAGCUGGAGAAGUUGGAGGAAGACAUCCUCUCCUCCUUGGAUCAAGAAAGCUCCUCGGUGCCUCACAGCCUUUGCGGCUGGAGCAAAGACUGCGCAGGAGAGACCGAAAACUACGCACAGCUCAUGCCCCCUGACCUGUUUGCAGAGCUGUGGUCUCUCUUUAACAACAGGGACGUGCCAUCCUGGGGCACUCGUUCAGAUGACUUACUGGGAAAGUGGGAAGAAGAAGAGGUCCCUGACAGAGAUGCUGCAGGAGAGGGGGACAGUGAGCCAGAGAGUGCAUUGUGUCCCCCCCUGCAAGACAAAGAAGCAGGGCCAGCAGCUUCUCCCCUGGGCAGUGAUGCCUUUGAUGAGGGGCAUAUCCAGCUUCUCCUGAUGGCACCACCUGAAGAGGCAAAGAUGUUGGCUUGCGUCUUGCCUGCCAAUGCCAUGGAGGAGGCCAAUGCAGCAUGCAUGGAUGCUGUCUGUUCCCAGGACAGACUUGCCCAGGAAAAUGCCUGUGGGGCUGGGGAGACAGCAGAGCCUUGCCCAGUGCCUGCCCAGCCCCUGGCAUGCAGUGUUCCUUCCUCCCCCACUGACAUGACCUCUGUCCCACAGCCUCCGGCCCCACAGCGAUGGCGCUCCAUCAUCAGGACGGCCCGGCGGGCACUGAGACGGCUUUUCUCCUUCAGCUGCCUCAGGGGGCAGCGAGAGGAGUGAGCCCAGAGCCAGCACCAGGGAAAUCCCAAGAGAUGGCCGCUCACCCUCACACAGCUCCCAGGGGGAACCGCAGCUCCCAGAGGCAGCGGCACAGGGAGGCAUCCUCCUUUCCUAUGGCAAGUGGGAAAUUUCCUCCCUGGAUCCCCACAAUAUGGACUGGAGAAAAGGGCUUACCCCAGAAGAGUGAUCUGCCACCUCUGCCUCCAAAAGAGUCACUAGGACUGUUCACCAUCAGAAAGUGUGGGGUGACGAAGGACUGAUGGCUCUGGAACCAAGUUAAUGUCUGUCUUCUGCUUGAUGCCGCUAUUCCUUCCCUCUCCUACACCCAAUGUUCUUUCCCACUCUCUCUUUUUCAUUGUUCUCUUUUCUAUUCCUUUCUAUCUCUCUACUUCACAUUUAUUGUUAAGUAAAAUCACAUUUGUUGACUUUUA